Messenger RNA from Paramuricea clavata, 384 nucleotides. The record is from the annotation of a GenBank genome assembly. NCBI's taxonomy places the organism in Eukaryota, Metazoa, Cnidaria, Anthozoa, Malacalcyonacea, Plexauridae.
AUGUCUGUACGAUCUUGUUUUACGCUUGAUGGACAAGAAAUUAAUCAAGAAAUUAGAAGAGAAACUGCAUCAGAGGCUGAUGGCAGAGAAACUUUAGUGAGACGAAGUUCAAGACUAAAGGUACUCAAUAAAGGGAGAAAUCUAGGAGAAGAUUUCGCUGAGAAAGCAAAUGCGUUGUUUAGAUCUCGAGCAGGACAUAUUAGUACUUUAACGAGAAUACAAGGUGACAUUGAAACAAUUAUGUGUGCAUGUGAGGAGACGAAUGAAAUUAUGUCGAGAAAGGCAAAGUAUGAUGAUGCUUGGCGAAAGUUUGUAAACGCUCAUGAACAAUAUAUUGAAUAUAUAAUUUCAAAGGAAGAAAAAGAAAAGGCACUUCUGAGUUAA